Ficedula albicollis (Collared flycatcher) is the source of this 4017-nucleotide messenger RNA. RefSeq names its product protein O-fucosyltransferase 2 (gene POFUT2). Lineage: Eukaryota; Metazoa; Chordata; Aves; Passeriformes; Muscicapidae. The record is from RefSeq and is a predicted model, not a curated record. The transcript has 13 exons. The coding region runs from base 1 to 1944 and encodes 647 amino acids. Gene Ontology annotation, biological process: rRNA processing; protein O-linked glycosylation via fucose. Gene Ontology annotation, molecular function: metalloendopeptidase activity; peptide-O-fucosyltransferase activity.
AUGGGGCGGGGUCCUGUGGAGAAGUGGGUGGGGCUACGGAGGCCGCAGGACGUUGGUGGGCGGAGACUAACGGAUGAUAAAAGGGUGGGCGGGGUCCCAGUUCAGGGGCGCGGUCUCUUCGGGUGGGCGGGGUAUAGGCUAAUGAUGCGGUGGUGGGCGGGACUCCGGGGCGGAGUCUUCUGGUGGGCGGGGCCUCCGCUGGCGGCCGGGGGGUGCUGGCGCUGCCAUGAGGUGCCCGUGCGUCGGGCUCCGCUCCGCCGCACCGUCUGCGCCCUGCGCGCCGCUCUGGGCGUCUCCCGCUUCGACGUGGGGCUGGUCUGCGCUGGCAACGCGUUAAUGCAGCGUCUGAACGGCGACUACCGACACUGCCCGGAGCCCACCGACGUCCUCUCUUUCCCGUUCCACCAAGUGGCGCCGGGGGAGCUGCCACGGCCGCGCUGCCGUGACGAGUACAACCUGGGGGACAUUUUCCUGGGGGUAGAAUACAUCCACCAGCAGUGCCGCGAGACCGGGGAGGAUUUUGACGAUGUUCUGACGGUGACCGCAGCCCACGGAUUGUGCCAUUUGCUCGGCUACCGGCACGACACGAAACCCGAGUGGGAGCAGAUGUACCAGAAGGAAGCGCAAAUCCUGGAGGAGCUGAACCGCCUCACAGGCUCCCGCCUGAGGGGGGUGCUCGCCCGCCUGCCGUUCCCCGCCGCCGCCUCCGAGCCGCCUCCCGCCGCCCUCCGAGCCGGCCACGCCGCCUCUUCGCUGCCUGCCGCCGCCGCCGCCCCGCGCACCAGAUACCUUUUGUACGAUGUGAACCCCCCUGAAGGGUUCAACCUUCGCAGAGAUGUCUACGUGCGGGUUGCUUCUCUUUUAAAGACCCUGCGGAAAAGCGAAAACUGGGUGUUGGUUCUGCCUCCCUGGGGACGUCUUUAUCACUGGCAGAGCCCUGACAUCCUCCAGGUCCGGAUCCUGUGGUCUGAGUUCUUUGAUAUCCCAAGCCUCAACAAAAACAUCCCUGUCAUCGAAUAUGAGGAGUUCCUUGCAGAGUCAGGUGGGCCCUUUAUUGAACAGAUUUAUGUGCUGCAAGGCUUCGCAGAAGGAUGGAAAGAAGGAACAUGGGAAGAAAAAAUAGAUGAAAGGCCGUGCAUUGAUCAGCUGAUGUACUCCAAAGACAAACAUGGCUACUACAGGGGCUGGUUCUGGGGUUACGAGGAAACACGAGGCCUAAAUGCCUCUUGCUUGUCUGUCCAAGGAUCUGCCUCUAUUGUGGCUCCCAUUCUUCUGAAGAACACUUCAGCGCAGUCAGUGAUGUUAGACAGAGCUGAGAACCUUCUUCAUGACCACUACGGAGGGAGAGAUUAUUGGAAUACCCGUCGGAGCAUGGUGUUCGCUAAACACCUCCGUGUGGUGGGAGACAAGUUUAGGAAGAAAUAUCUUCAGUCCACCGAUGAGGCAGACAAGACUCAGUACAAGGAGGACUGGACACAGAUGAGGGUUAAGACGGCCACAGCUCUAGGUGGCCCAUACCUUGGGGUUCAUCUCAGAAGGAGGGACUUUAUUUGGGGUCACAGAGAAGAUGUGCCUUCCCUGCAAGGAGCGGUAAAGAAAAUCCACAGCCUCUUGGAGACACUUAAACUUGAAAAAGUUUUUGUAGCCACUGAUGCUGUUGAGGAAGAGAUUGAACUGCUCAAGAAACUGUUGCCUGAGAUGGUGAGGUUUGAACCCUCUCUGGAGGAGCUGGAACUCUAUAAAGAUGGGGGCUUGGCUGUGAUUGACCAGUGGAUUUGCGCACAUGCAAGGUAUUUUAUAGGCACCUCAGUUUCAACAUUUUCCUUCCGAAUCCACGAGGAAAGGGAGAUCUUGGGAUUUGAUCCAAAAACAACUUACAACCGAUUUUGUGGUGAAAGAGAGAAAAACUGUGAGCAGCCAACUCACUGGAAGAUUGUAUAUUAAACACAGAGAAAUACAAGGUUUUGAUACUGUUAAGAGUUCAAAAUAAUAAGGAAAAACUAUGGGGAAUUACCUGCCUUGGAACAAAGUGUGACCCAGUCCUGUGCUCUUAGCACCCGCUCCCCUUCCAGUGUCGGUGUGACGUGGGGGGAGUGGGCAUACUGCUCAGUGUCUCUGGACCUCACAGCAUUUCUCCGUAGGUCCCCAGUAGAAAUGGUCCCCAGGCUGCCUUCCUUGAGUGGUCCCACAUGCACCAAGUGGUUGCUACAGACUUCAGGGGCCUCCUGGCUGCAGAACUGGGUUCUGGGAGGUCGUAAAGCAAUGCCCAGGCUACGCCUGUUUAAACCAGCCUCAUCUGUUGGAGCAUUUCCUACCUGUCCAUGGUUCUCUCUCUGGGUCUGUGGUCAUUUUUUAACUAUAGAGCUGGCCAUGCCACCAGGAGUGCUCACCCUGGGAGCACCAGGCUGUUCCCAGGAAGGGACAAAGCUGCCACUAGAAUAAAAGCUGGGGGGGAGAGGGGGGAUGCUGCUCCCACUCCAAGGGAAGAGCCUGCAAGGCCCAUUCAUUGGGCACUCCUCUUUCAUGUGAAGGCACAUUUCCUAGCGCAGAAAGAGCUUGGUACCUGGUGGAGCUGGGCCAAGAUUGCGUUUUUUGGAGGCAAUUCCCUCCUCUGCCUGCCACAGCACUGGCCAGGAUGGAAAAGGAGGGUGAGUAUGUUCAGCACUGCUGCUGGAAGGGGGACAGUGCUGGUGGCCCCUCAGGAGGGUCCUGGCUGCUUCGGGGCCUUGCUUUUCCACUAGUUUGUGUCCACAAAGGAAAGACACACAGAAGGCAGCACCAUCACCAUAGCCCUGUACUCAGGAGUCCAUCAGCCUUCCCCACAGUGAAAGUGGUUAAACUUUUCAACCACUCUGCAAAACUCAGCACCACUGCAAAUCUAGAGGAGAAUAACAGUAUAUCCACAGGGGGUUCUGGCACUCAUUGCCCAUUAUGUAUCUGAGGAGUGCUUAUUUUACAUCUCCACAAGUGUGGCUAAAGCCACACUUACAGAGCAAUACUAAAUUCUCACCAAUUUGUACCAAUAGUAAUAAUUCUCUUCAAGUGUACCAAUAAAAACAAGCCUUUAAUAACAUUAUUUCUUAGAUAACUGUUGGGGAUGGAAUCAAAUACAAAGAAAAAAUUUAAAUGUAGAAAAUCAAUAUAUUAUUGCACACUGAUACAGUGUUUCUGCUUUUGGGCUCUGCAGGUGUUUUUUUCUUCUUCCUGUUGUAUCUGAUGUUGUUUGGGGUGAUAGCAAGUAAGAGAGCAGGAAGGGCCUUUGCAGGGGUUUUACAGAAAUCUUUAUUUCAGCCACGUGUGUGCACCCUCCAUCAUUUGGAGAACAAAGGCAAAAGAGAGGCUCCAGGUAAGUACAUGGGAUCAGCAGGGCAGGGAAGAGCAUCAGAGACCAAUUACCAGGGGACAUGGGGGUGUCACAAGGGAGGGGUUGGGGCAUGGGCGUCAACAGUGAAACAGGGUGGCAGUGACCGAAAGACUGACAGACAGGGAGAGGGCACAGGGCUGACCCAGGGAACAGAACAGGGCUUGCUUUGGCAGGAUAAAACAGGAUCUGCUAUCAAGAGAGGGCAAUUGAGAGAGGCCUCUCAUUUUCCCUAAUUGGGAAUGCCUUCGGUCUCCACAACUCCCCUUUUCUUUGUUAAUUAAAAUCAAAUGGUUGAGGCAACUAAAGAACACAAAAUGACAAAAACAAUCAAAAGCAUUCAUAAAACAAUUUUCAAAAUGCAAGCUAUGUUUUGAGUCCCCAAUGUCUGAACAGAUUUUUGAAGCAUCUUGGAACUGGUAGGAAGGGAGGUGAGGUUUUCUUCACAUGGCUUGUCAGGAAACUGAGUCAGGAAAGGGAUUCUUCAGCAUUGACUGGCACUCUGGUGGCUGUGAGCAAUGAGCAAUGUGGUUAGCUACGACUGAGCCUGUACGAGGUAAAAUGGGGGUGGAGUACCUGCUGGAACUUCAAAUAGAAAUCAUUAAUUUUGAAGAAAAAACAAAGGUUGUUACUUUGGGAGAUUUUUCUUUCUUCAC